Triticum dicoccoides is the source of this 1203-nucleotide messenger RNA. RefSeq names its product 1-aminocyclopropane-1-carboxylate oxidase homolog 1-like. The record is from RefSeq and is a predicted model, not a curated record. NCBI's taxonomy places the organism in Eukaryota, Viridiplantae, Streptophyta, Magnoliopsida, Poales, Poaceae. The coding region runs from base 59 to 1102 and encodes 347 amino acids. The transcript has a single exon.
GUUAGAGUUACUACCUCCUCGCAACUCCUCUCUCUCGGCUACACGUUUCAUCAACCCCAUGGCCUCCGACCGCCUCCGCGCCCUCCACGCCUUCGACAACACCAAGGCCGGCGUCAAGGGCCUUGUCGACGCCCGCGUGAGCGACGUCCCUCGCAUCUUCCACCACCACCCCGACGCCCUCGCCCUGUUCACGGUCUCCACCCACGUCCCCAUCCCGAUCAUCGACUUCUCCCGCCGCCGAUCGGAGGUCGUCGCCGCGGUGAAGGUGGCGGCCGAGACGGUGGGCCUGUUCCAGGUGGUGAACCACGGGGUGCCGGAGGCGGCCAUGAGGGACAUGCUGGCGGCGGUGCGGCGCUUCCACGAGGAGCCUGUGGUUUCCAAGGCGCCCUACUACACGCGGGACGCGGCGAGGCGCGUUCGCUGCAAUUGCAACACCGACCUCUUCCAGGCGCCCGCGGCUAGGUGGCGCGACACCCUCUACCUGGACGACCCGGACAAGGUGGCUGCGGAGGAGCCUCUCCCUCCGGCGUGCAGCAGCAUCGUGCCGCGCUACACCCAGUUGAUGCGGCAGCUGGGGCGCAACCUCUUCGAGCUGCUGUCGGAGGCCCUGGGGGUGCGGCGCGGCCACCUGGAGGAGGAGGCAGGCUGCAUGGAGGCGAUCACCAUGUUCGCCCACUACUACCCGGCGUGCCCGCAGCCGGACCUCACGCUGGGCGCCGGGAAGCAUUCUGACCCGAGCUUCGCCACCGUACUGCUCCAGGACCAAGUUGGUGGCCUCCAGGUGCUCGUGGAGGAGGGUGCGUCUGCCGCCUGGGUGGACGUGCCGACGGUGCCAGGGGCGCUGGUGGUGAACGUGGGAGACUUCCUCAAGCUGGUCUCCAACGGCCGGUUCCACAGCGUGUUGCACAGCGUCGUGGCCAAGGACGUCGGUCCCCGGAUCUCGGUGGCCUGCUUCUUCCGGGCCAAGGGGGUGACGGUGUGCGCCCCAGUUCUGGUGGACGGGACGGGGAGUGGUUCACAGGCGCAGUGCAGGACGGUGACGGCGGAGGAGCUGCUGGGGUCGUCCAGGGCGCAGAACGGGCUGGCCAACCUGAGGCUCUAGCUCUCCUCCUGCCCUCUAGCUAGUUGCAGCAGUGGCGCCUCAGUCUGAGUGGCGCCCCUAAUAACCUCUGUAUUAAUUAGUAAAUCGGUGACUAUUGUUGA